Brassica napus (rape) is the source of this 1922-nucleotide messenger RNA. RefSeq names its product ADP-ribosylation factor GTPase-activating protein AGD7. The record is from RefSeq and is a predicted model, not a curated record. The coding region runs from base 126 to 1556 and encodes 476 amino acids. Gene Ontology annotation, biological process: vesicle-mediated transport. The transcript has 5 exons. Gene Ontology annotation, molecular function: GTPase activator activity. NCBI's taxonomy places the organism in Eukaryota, Viridiplantae, Streptophyta, Magnoliopsida, Brassicales, Brassicaceae.
CGAAACGAGAGAAUGUAAAAAAAAAAAAAAAAAACGCAUCAGCCUCAUCAGACUCUCUCCCCCACUGGACCAGAUCUACUCGGGUCGGGUCAAACCUCAGAUCGUAGAGACGUCACAAUCCCACCAUGGCGGCAGCCAUACGACUCCGCACGCUCCAAUCGCAACCGGAGAACAAAGUCUGCGUCGACUGCUCCCAAAAGAACCCCCAAUGGGCGUCAAUCUCCUACGGCAUCUUCAUGUGCUUAGAAUGCUCCGGGAAGCACCGAGGCUUAGGCGUCCACAUCUCCUUCGUCAGAUCCGUCACCAUGGACUCAUGGUCCGAGAUCCAGAUCAAGAAAAUGGAAUCCGGAGGCAACGAGAGGCUCAACGGCUUCCUUGCUCGCUACGGGAUCGCCAAGGAGACGGAGAUCGUCGCAAAGUACAAUUCAAACGCCGCGUCGGUUUAUCGCGAUCGGAUCCAGGCCGUAGCUGAGGGAAGGCAGUGGAGAGAUCCGCCGGUUGUUAAGGAGGUUGUGCCUCCGUUGCAGGGGAGCAAUGGGGGAUGGGAUGAUUGGGAUAACGAUGAUUCGUUUAGGUCUCCGAGGAGGAACCAAUCUGCGAGUGAUUUUAGGGGAUAUGGAGGCGGUGGUGGUGGUGGUGGUGGUGGGGCUCCGGCGAAGUCGAAGUCGUCGGAGGAUAUAUACUCGAGGACGCAGCUAGAGGCGUCAGCUGCGAAUAAAGAGAGUUUUUUCGCGAAGAGGAUGGCGGAGAAUGAGUCUAAGCCUGAGGGGCUUCCUCCUUCGCGAGGUGGGAAGUAUGUGGGGUUUGGAUCGAGUCCUGGUCCUGCUCCCAGAAGUAAUCAUCAGAGUGGUGGUGGUGGUGGUGAUGUUUUCUCUGUUGUGUCUGAGGGAUUCGGGAGAUUGUCUCUUGUUGCUGCAUCUGCUGCGAAUGUUGUUCAGACAGGGACCAUGGAGUUCACUUCAAAGGUCAAAGAAGGUGGCUUAGAUAACACGGUGAGCGAGACUGUUAAUGUUGUUGCGACUAAGACAACGGAGAUAGGACAGAGGACGUGGGGGAUCAUGAGAGGAGUAAUGGCAAUUGCUUCACAAAAGGUUGAAGAGUUCACUAAAGAAGAAACUUCAACCUGGAACCAACAGAAUAAGAGUGAGGGCAAUGGUUACACUAAUUCAUCUCUUGGAGGGUCGCAAUCAAGUUACCAAAACAAUUAUCGUAGUAACUCGAACUCUUGGGAUAAUUGGGGGGAAGAGAACAGUACUACCAAAAAGGAAGCGGCGCCAAAAGUGUCACAAUCAUCAUCAGGUGGUCACCACAACAGUUAUGGUAACUCGAACUCUUGGGAUGACUGGGGAGAAGAGAAGGGUACUACCAAAAAGGAAGCAGCACCAAAGGUGUCGACUUCUAAGGAUGAUGAUGAUGAUGGUUGGGCUGGUUGGGAUGAUGAUAAUGAUGCUAAAGAUGAUGAUGAUGGUUACUAUCAGAGUGGUGCAGGGGAUAAGAAAUCUGUAGGCCACAAUGGGAAACCAGACACUGCUUGGACUGGUGGAGGUUUUCUCUAGCGGUGUUUCGUGAGAAAUGGAAAUGAAGUUGUACAAUUAAGGAAAAAGCAAAGACUUGUGGUUGUUGUGAGAGAGAGAGUGGUAAACUCAACCAUUGUAAGCCAUUGCAUGUCUGUUUUUUUUUUCACAUUAUCGAUUGCUUGGCGUUCAUGAACUUGUGAGCGUCAUUUGCUCUUCUACAAUAUAGCUUUUUCUUAAAUUAUUUUAUCUCCAUUAUAUUUGUACAAGCUUUAUAGGGGAUUGCUUGCUAAUCAAUUCGGGUUAGUCUUCAGCACUUUUUCGAUGUUCGAACUUUGAUUUUUUUUGAAAAUUUGUAAUGACAUUUUCAACAGUUUUCGUCUAUUAAUUUUAGUUUUUUGAAAGAUA